UAACUGAACGGGUUGUAAACUAGAAAUGGUUAUCACAACCUUGAUCAAAUCCCGAGUUACGCAAAUAACUUGUCUCUUGAUCUUGUUCAUUCACUUUCUAGCUCUUACCGCGUCAACAUCAAACCGACUAUUAAAGAGUUUAAAUUCGUUCUCCCUUUUUUUAUUUACUUCAAUCGUAUUAAGUUUCUCAGUUAAUCAAACGUUAUUUUAAAUCAUGUGCAAAAAGACGGACUUGAAAGAAAAGGCCAAAACUAAAUAUCAACUAUUGGUUGAUGAAGCCUCUUACCUACCAGCUGUUUGUGACACAUUUGACCCAACCAAACCACCAGAUUGGUACGACAAGGAUAAGCUCGCCCAAUCUCAACAAACAUGUAUGAAAUACUUUUACAGCUCAUUCGUUUCCAUUUUGAUGGGAAAUCUUUUGGCAUUCCAAGGUUCAUCAUUUUUAAAGCCGGUGUUGACCACUGGAAACCAUGAAACCAUUGCUAAAAUUUAUCGCCGUUAUUUAGCAACAGCUGUUCAUAUGCAAAAAUGGUUUACGAGCGAUCCUUUUGUACCAGACAGUCCAGCCUACAAGUCAUUCAGCCAAGUCCGCCAAAUGCACAUAAAACUGUGCCUUUCAAUGAAUAAACAGAUGGAAAAGGAAGUUGGUGUCCAUAAACUUCACAGUUCCCUUUAUGAUAUAAUCUUGUCUGAAUUUCCUUUUGUUGGACUCUUCGUUAAUUAUCCAGAAGCUUGUGGAGCUCAUGGUAUUACUCGAGAAGAAUUGGAACAAGUAUUGUACACUUGGAGAGUCUUUGGGUAUGCUCUUGGAGUUGAUGACAAGUACAACGUUUGUGAUGGAUCAUUGGAAGAUUUUCGAGAAUUGUACAAACAAUUUGAGGAACAAUAUUUCGUUCCAAUUCUUUCUAAAGUUCCAGAUGGUCUACCAAUUGGCUGGGCAGUAUCAAAAGGCUAUAUAACUGCUCUUAAAGAGAUUAAUGCUUCAUUGAACUUUAAUGUAUCUGUUCACUUCUGGUUUGACAUUAUUGGAGUUCCAGUUUCCAUUCCUUUGAAUUUUUAUGAAUGGAUACUUCUUAAAAUCAACAAUUUUGUCACAUAUUAUAUGUUACGCUCGAGAUUUUUUUACACCUUGGUAAAUAAAUUUGUCAUGGCACAGACUGAAAAGCACAAGAAACGCAGGGAAAUAGUCACUCGUGAUCUGGAAAGACGGUAUAAUGAUAUUAAAUUUGAACCUGAUUGCCCUAGGAAUGAAGAUCCAGACUAUCCAUCGGACCUUGACUGAUUUCGAAGCCGAAUAGCAAUUUGUUAUAAAACAUGAUAAUGUCGUCGACAUGUAAAUUCAUCAAUUGUUUAUUAUAAACUAUCCAAUCUGCCAUCUAUUUCAUAAGCUUCGAGUUUUAAUUUUUAUUAUUUAGUAAAGUGAAAUUGGCAAAUUGAUUUUUUUAUUUAACCUGUUAUACCGUAAUUAUCAUUAUUAAAUUUUCAAUUUUCAA
Tetranychus urticae (two-spotted spider mite) is the source of this 1496-nucleotide messenger RNA. RefSeq lists its product as uncharacterized. The record is from RefSeq and is a predicted model, not a curated record. Gene Ontology annotation, molecular function: oxidoreductase activity. Lineage: Eukaryota; Metazoa; Arthropoda; Arachnida; Trombidiformes; Tetranychidae.